Molecule: messenger RNA, 525 nt
Organism: Liolophura sinensis
Lineage: Eukaryota; Metazoa; Mollusca; Polyplacophora; Chitonida; Chitonidae
Exons: 4
Coding region: 94-525 (143 amino acids)
Biological process (GO): immune response
Cellular component (GO): membrane
Molecular function (GO): tumor necrosis factor receptor binding
Source: RefSeq, a predicted model, not a curated record
CGUCGUAACAUUGACAUUUUGAGUCCCUUCUACUAAAACAUUUUUCCUACAACUUGUACCUAAAGAUUGUUGUUCUGGUUUCAUGCAGGAACCAUGAAUGAGGCCAUUGCUCGUAUUCCAGAAAUAGUGCAGGACUCUGUAAGCGGCGGCGGGCCUGGCAUUCAUUUGCAAGGUCGAGAAGGCAGUAACAUCAUCCACGGGCCUGGAACUCAUUUUCGAUGGGAAGAACCAAAUCCUUCUAACUCAGGUGGAUUUCGCUUGAGAACAAACAGUAUAAUCGAGGUGCUGGAAGCAGGAUUUUACUUUGUGUACUCUCAAAUAGCUGUCAACGGAAGAAGGGGACAUCACUAUGCAUAUUCUAACGCCAGCAAUCUGAUAUAUCCUUUGGACACCUUGUCUCAUAUGGGCGUUUUUCAUCUGAGCGCCUACGACAAGCUGGUAGUAAGAACCACUGAAUACUCACAUUCUGAUCGCUACAUGGUAGAUCAACGUUACAGCUACUUUGGGGUCGUUAAAAUCAGCUGA